UCAUGUAAAUAUUCUACGGUGGAACGAAUAAAAAGACGGACCUUUGGCCGCCCCUGUUUUAAAUGGCUAAACAAUGACAAUCAACGUUGUAAUUGAAGUUUACAGGAAAGAAACGAGGCAACGUGACACGGUUCUUGUGAAUUCCGUGGACGCGGGCCCACUCGCGCCCUCUCCAGUGGGGAGUGGGCGCGGUUGCCACGGCGACAACAGCACAACUUCAGCUGGCGCUCCGCCACCGGAGCGGCCGACAUGUUGCCUGCGAGGAAGUCCAAAAUGUCCAAAAGGAUGGUGCAAAACCUCGCGGAAAACAUUUGCAAGCAAGUGGCCCACUUCAAUAAAAAAGAGGCGCAGGGCCUUAUCAGGGAGUUCCAUUUUUUACUGGACGAGCAGGCGACUCCUGCGAGGUCAGUGGGCGGCUUGGACAGAUGGAGGUUGAGAAGCUUUCUGCACGACACCUUUGGACUCACGAACGACACCAUCAUGGAUGCAGGUGGCACGGUGGGUCAGCUGCUAAGGCGUUGGCCUCAGAGUUCGGAGGUCCCGGGUUCAAUCCCUGCCUGUGUGGAGUGUGCAUCUUCUCCCCGUGCCUGCGUGGGUUUCCUCCGGUGUUCCGGACAUUUGACAAAGACAACGACGGAUUUGUCGGCUUGAGAGAGUGGAUCGAGGGACUCGCGAUCGUUCUUCGUGGAACCUUGGACGAGAGAAUAAAAUACUGCUUCCACGUGUACGACUUAAACGCGGACAAGUACAUCAGCAGGGAGGAGAUGUUGCAAAUGCUGAGGUACAGCCUGAGGCUACCUGGAGAGGAGGAUCCUUACGACGGGAUCAAGGACCUGGUGGAGAUCACACUCAAGAGGAUGGACCACGACCACGACGACAGGCUGUCUUUGGACGACUUUGAGAAGUCCGUGAAAGCGAUGAAUCACAUGCUGGAAGCCUUUGGAAAUUGCCUCCCCAACACCACAAGGAUUGAGACUUUUGAGCAGCGCGUAUUUCAGAGUCCCGUACACUGGUGAUGCUGCCGUGCAAAUAUUAUAGAUAUGUUACUAUAUCUAUCCAUGCAACUUGAAUUCAUUUACCUCAGCGCUUCUUAAUCAUUCACACUCAACAUUCACAGCUUCAGACAAUUUCAUGUGCACGUUUUCUCGGA
Molecule: messenger RNA, 1150 nt
Organism: Syngnathoides biaculeatus (alligator pipefish)
Lineage: Eukaryota; Metazoa; Chordata; Actinopteri; Syngnathiformes; Syngnathidae
Gene: clxn
Product: calaxin
Exons: 7
Coding region: 426-1016 (196 amino acids)
Molecular function (GO): calcium ion binding
Source: RefSeq, a predicted model, not a curated record